Molecule: messenger RNA, 1368 nt
Organism: Torulaspora globosa
Lineage: Eukaryota; Fungi; Ascomycota; Saccharomycetes; Saccharomycetales; Saccharomycetaceae
Gene: CHM7
Product: phosphatidic acid-binding protein CHM7
Exons: 1
Coding region: 1-1368 (455 amino acids)
Biological process (GO): late endosome to vacuole transport via multivesicular body sorting pathway; vesicle budding from membrane
Cellular component (GO): multivesicular body; ESCRT III complex; cytoplasmic side of plasma membrane
Source: RefSeq, a predicted model, not a curated record
AUGAAGAGCAGAGGCACGAUGGAUCUGCCGCCGUCGAGGCUGGAUUCGCUUUAUAAGGAUUUUAGCAAUUUGAAAGAGCUCAAUCCCGAGGGCUACAGAGCGAAUAUCGACACUUGGAAGGCGUAUCUGACGAAAAACUACCUAAAGGGCUCGAGUUCAUUGUUUCUAAACUGUGGAUCUGAUCUACUGGUCAAGCUCAGAAGAGAACCGCAAGGUUUACCGAGAAGUAUAGACGUUGUUCUCACUUCCUUAGUGGAGAGCGAUUGUUUGGUUGCGAUCGAAGAUUUUUACAAUGGCAUCAUGUAUCCGCAGGAGGCUUCCACUCUAAUGAGAUGGAUUAGAUGGGGUUCCUGGCCCAGAGGAAAAGUGAAUUUACGUAAUAAUCACGAUGAGUACUAUUUGAAAGCUGUGAAAUUGAUCAUCAAACCAGUCAUUGAGCAGAAAUUUGAGCAUAUCAAGAUUCAGCUGAGGAAUAAUAUAAUAUCCGAGGCCAGUGGUAUUGCAGAUCUUGUGUUCAGUAAACAGGAAUUCUACCGCAAAUGCGGGUUCCAUCGAAUCUUGGACGACGCCGAGGAAGAAAGAGAGGCAAUGCUCUUUUAUCUAUCGCGGUACAAGAAGCUAAUCGUACAGGAUAGAGAUAUCAUCAAAGUUAUUGCACCUGAGGUGAACCAUUUGCUUGCUCAUUUAGAAAGGAAAGUCACAGAGGAUGAUCGAAGAAUUGCGGCCUUAAACAUGUCGCUAAUAUACGUUGAGUCGCAGAUCAAAACGCUGCGAACUCAAAUUGCUGACUAUGCUGUGCUGUUGAAGGAUAUGAUUAUAAACCUAGCACCGAGGGAAACUCAAAGAAAAUAUCUCCAGGGCAAGAAACUAGUUGAAAGGAGCCUCAGUCGUUUGCUUGAGCAGCAGACCAGCUUGUUGACGGUCAAAACUCAAAUUAACUUGGCCGCUACGAAUGCGUUGCUUUUUAAAGCUCUGGAGGAGUCUAAUAAAGUGCUCAAAUCCAUCAACGAUUCAGUUGGAUCAGUUGAGAAGAUCGAAGAGCUGCUCGAUGAGAUAAAGGAAGAGGGCGAGAAGGCUGAAGAAGUGAACGCCCUUAUUGCGAAAUCUCCAGAUGCUGAAGACGAAGCUGAGCUGGACAGAGAAUUAGAAGAGAUGAAAGUGGAAACGGAACAAACUCGCAAAGAGGAAACGGUCAUUGAUGUAUCAGAAAAGAAGGAAAACAAGCCUUCACGAGAAGCUAAUGAGAGUGAGCACCUGGUCAAGAAAUUGAGCAGUUUGAAUAUCGAUUCGAAAUCACCAGAACCGAGGGAAAAGUAUCCAAAUUCUAUUCAACGGGGGUCAAAAGGGGCCAUCGCGGAGCCCCAGUAG